UUUGUCACGCAGCCAGAAAGGUCUCCGUUUCUCUUCAAAGAAAGUAAACUAACUUCAUCCAAUCUUUGUCAAUGACACAGCAGAGUCUCUGCAAACACUGACUUCAGAUCAGAACAUGGACGUGUGUUUAGAGGACGAGGAGGAUGGAGCAGAGUCUCCUGUACCCAGCUGUCUGUCUAUGAAGAGUGAUCUGUCCAAACAUGAACCUCCAUACUUCAGUAAAGAACCUGGACCCUCAGACACAAAGGGGACGAAGAGGACUCAUGUUAUAGACGAGCAGCCGUCCUGUCCUGUGUGUCAGGACGUCCUGAAGGAUCCCGUCUCUACCAGCUGUGGACACUGGUUCUGCAGACAGUGCAUCACCUCAUACUGGGACCAGUCUGGUUCACCACGAGACUCGUCCUGUCCUCAGUGUGGAAAAAGAUCCAGAACAGGACCUGGACUGCAGACAGUCAGUCAGAGCAGCACUGAACAAAUUGAUAGAGGUCUGCAGGAGGUUACAGAUGAACAUAAGGUCAGUCUGAGGAGGAGAUGUGAACGUGUGACUGAAGGAAGUGAUGAAACAGGAAGUAGAACCCUCCUCAACAGGAUCUACACUGAGCUCUACAUCACAGAGGGACAGAGUGAAGAGGUGAACACCCAACAUGAGGUGAGACAGCUUGAGACAGAUUCUAAAAAGAAGACCCUCCAUGAGACUCCAAUCAAGUGUCAGGACAUCUUUAAAGCCUUACCUGCUCAACCCGACCAACAGAAACCCAUCAGAGUGGUUCUGACAAACGGCGUCGCUGGUGUUGGUAAAACCUUCUCAGUACAGAAGUUCACUCUGGACUGGGCAGAGGGCUCAGAGAACCAAGAGCUCAGUCUGGUGAUCCUGCUUUCAUUCAGGGAGCUGAACUUGAUCAGAGAUAAGGAGUACAGUCUUCUUGAGGUGCUCUGUGUUUUCCAUCCAACAUUACAGAAGGUCACAGCAGAGACGCUCGCUGUCUGUAAACUGUUGUUCAUCUUUGACGGCCUGGAUGAAAGCAGACCGUCGUUGGACUUCACAAACAGUGAGGUUGUUUCUGAUGUCACACAGAAGUCAUCGUUAAACACACUGUUCACAAACCUCAUCAAGGGGAAUCUGCUUCCCUCAGCUCUCAUCUGGAUAACUUCUCGACCUGCAGCAGCCAAUCAGAUCCCUCCUUCAUGUGUUGACAGGGUAACAGAAGUACGAGGCUUCACUGACGCCCAGAAGGAGGAGUACUUCAGGAGGAGGUUCAGUGAUGAUGAAGAUCUGUCCAGCAGAAUCAUCUCACACAUCAAGACAUCCAGGAGCCUCCACAUCAUGUGUCUGAUCCCGGUCUUCUGCUGGAUCACUGCCACAGUUCUGGAUCACAUGAUGAGCAGAGAGCAGAGAGGAGAGCUGCCCAAGACCCUGACUGACAUGUACUCACACUUCCUGCUGGUUCAGACAAAGAGGAAGAAGAACAAGUAUGGUGAGGGACUUCAGAUGAGUCCACAUGAGCUGAUGGAGGCUGACAGGGAAGGUCUUCUGAAGCUGGGGAGGCUGGCGUUUGAACAUCUGGAAGACGGAAACAUCAUGUUCUACCAAGAAGACCUGGAGCGGUGUGGUCUGGAUGUCACAGAGGCCUCGGUGUACUCAGGAGUUUGUACAGAGAUCUUCAAAACAGAGUGUGUGAUCUUCCAGAAAACAGUCUACUGCUUUGUUCAUCUGAGCGUUCAGGAGUUUCUGGCUGCAGUCUACAUGUUCCACUGUUUCACCAACAGGAACACAACAGUUCUGAAGGCUUUUCUGGGAGAAAUAAAUGUAGAUUCAACUCUUGAUGUUCUCCUAAAUGAAGCAAUGAAGAAAUCCAUGAGGAGUAAAAAGGGUCACCUGGACCUGUUUGUUCGCUUCCUUCAUGGACUGUCUCUAAAGUCAAACCAGAGACUCUUAAGAGGCCUGAUGGGUCAGACAGACAACAGUCCAGAUAUGAUCCAAAGAGUCAUCAACAACCUGAAGGAGAUGAACAGUGAAGAUAUCUCUCCCGACAGAAGCAUCAACAUCUUCCACUGUCUGACGGAGAUCAACGACCUCUCAGUCCAUCAGGAGAUCCAAGAGUUCCUGAAGUCAGAGAACAGAUCAAAGAAGGAACUCUCUGAGAUCCACUGCUCUGCUCUGGCCUACAUGCUGCAGAUGUCCGAGGAGGUUUUGGAUGAGUUGGACCUGUAUAAGUACAACACAUCAGAGCAGGGACGAUUGAGACUGAUUCCAGCUGUGAGGAACUGCAGGAAGGCAAAACUUUCUGGCUGUGGACUCUCUGAGACUCACUGUGACGUCGUGGCCUCGGCUCUGAAGUCCAACCCCUCCCAUCUCAGAGAGCUGAACCUGAGUAACAACGAUCUGCAGGAUUCAGGAGUGAAGCUGCUGUGUGAGGGACUGCAGAGUCCAAACUGCAGACUGGAGACUCUGAGAUUGAUUUGCUGCAGUUUGUCAGAGAUCAGCUGUUCUUCUCUGGUCUCAGCUCUGAAGUCCAACCCCUCCCAUCUCAGAGAGCUGGACCUGAGGGUGAACACGCUGAAGGAUUCAGGAGUGAAGCUGCUGAGAGCUCUUGAGAAGAAUCCAAACUAUCGACUGGAGACUCUGAGAUGCAGGAGAUGAUCACUGACAGAAUGUGAGCCAUCAGGACGCUGGUGGUGCAGAGAGGAGCAGCUGUGUCCUGAUGAUCCACAGAGGAUGAAGCAGCAGCUCCACUGUCACCGUCUCCACAGAAUUAACCCUGAGUGUUCCUCUGACGUGACAGAGUAUCAUCAGAGUUCAUGGACUGCUCUGCUGCUGCUCCGUCCUGCUACACUCUCUGCAGACACACUGACACUCUUCUACACUCUACCACCUCCUCCACCUGGAAUCUGCUUUCAUUUGCUCUUUUCUUUUUCUUUUCUUCACAAUAUCUGGACACAAACCAGUCACCACCAAAUUCUAUUAAUCAGAAUUAUACAUUUAAAGACUUUAGUAAAUAUAUUGAUUUAUUUUUCAGAGUCAACGAGAGCCCUGAUUGAGUCAUUAGUGCACUCCGCUCGCUCUGCCUCUCCCGUUACUGUUAACUGUGACACACGCAUGCUUACGACAUCCCUCCUGUAAACAAUUAUUUUCUGACCUCUCCUGUUAAAUAAUAACCUGUGCCGUGAUGUAGGAAGUGCAGCUGUUUGUACCUGAUCUGACCUGAUAAUCUGGUAAUCAUGCGUAACCUUCACCAUAAACUCAGAGGCAGCCAAUCAUGGAUCAGAAUCUUCCUUAGUGAUUCUGACUCCAGCCAAUCCCUGACCAGGGAUGUGUAGCCAAUGAACAGCGCUCGUUCAGUGUGUGGAAAUGCGCAAAGCCUUAAGGGGAGUGGCCACACCCCCCAAAGUAAAUGCAGAUACACUGGGAUCGUCUCAGUUCCCUUAAUUGCAUCCAAGCAUCCUCCACUUGCGUCUUAGUCCCUCCCACCAGAGAUGCACGGAGAGACGUAAGGAAACGAAGCAGAGGAGAGAGGAACGAGGAAAUGUGUUUUAAGAGACAUGACGUCCGUGUGUUAUGAUGACAUCAGCUGAUCACAGCUCAGCUGUCAGUCGUCUUUAACAGCUGUUUGUAUUAUUUCUAAUCAAAUACACACAGUAACAGUGUUUAGUCUCUUUAUGUUACCUGAUAACAAACACCUGCACAAGAAGAACGACCUGCAGUCUGCUAAUAAAACAAACACACAGACCAUUUCUACACAAAGCUUUAAUAUUUGAUUAUUUAUUAGUUAUUAGUUUUUACUGAUAAUCUGACAGUGAACUCUGUUUUUUAUAAACACUUAGGAUGUCUCAGGAUUAUUGACAACAGGAUGCAGAACAUUUUCAAACUCUACGAUCGUUAACGAUCAUGAUGAAUGUAAAACGUGUUUCUGACUGACUCCUCCCACUCUGUCUGACUCAUUCUCAUCAUGAUUAAAUUAAAAACAGCAAACAGUAUGAGUGAUCAUGAAAAUAAAUAUGAGCUGUUCUAAUGAUGACAUAAGAUAUGGUGCUGAACGAUAUGUGAUAUUAUAGACUAAUACUUCAUAUUUGGUUGUUACUCUUCAUGUCAAACACUUCUUUAAUCCCAGCUCAUCACAGACUCUGACAUGUUUACAGUCUGUUUCAAAGUCUGAUGGUCCGUUUAACCUCUUUUUAAUGUCCGUCUUUUCUCCGUUAUUAAACUUUGUAGAUGUUGAGAAGUUUCGUCGAAGUCUGAUCCGCUGCAGUGUCCAAUCAGUGAGUGAUAUUUCAGACGGGGGCGGGUCUGUCAGUAAAAAGACUUCCGUAAAGUCAGCUCUCGAAACUUGAAGUCUGUAACAGCGACAUGAAAGCAGAUAAGAAACCGCUCUGCUCAUCUUCAUGAUGAAGAUAUUUUCAUUUUAGUUAUAAAUCCAGAAUUUCAUUCAAGGUCUUCACAGAAGAUUCAUAAAGGACCCUGUGGACGAGAGGGAAGCAGAAUUUUUUAGUGAUAAAUAAAUGUCUUGACCUAAA
This is a messenger RNA of Labrus bergylta (ballan wrasse), 4512 nucleotides long. The record is from RefSeq and is a predicted model, not a curated record. NCBI's taxonomy places the organism in Eukaryota, Metazoa, Chordata, Actinopteri, Labriformes, Labridae.